AUGGCCCAAGAAUACAAACUCAAGAAUAUCACGUCCCUGGCGGACGUCAAGGACCUAGACAAGGUCGAGUGCGAGGUUGACGGGAUUCAAGAUGGCAAGGUCCUUUUGGUCCGGUACAAUGGCCAAGUUCACGCCAUGACCCCCAAGUGCACCCACUAUGGCGCCCCCUUGAAGCUGGGCGUCGUCGCCCCAGAGGGGAGAAUCACUUGUCCGUGGCAUGGAGCCUGCUUUAAUGUGGUGAGCGGCGAUGUCGAAGAUGCGCCGGCUCCAAACGCGUUGAAGAAAUUCGAUGUGUUUGAGAAGAACGGCGCCGUCUAUAUCAAUGCCGACGAGUCAGAUAUCAAGGCAGCUCAGAGAGAUCCCGCUGUGAAGUGCAGUGCUUCUCAGUCAGAGAAGCUGGUCAUUGUUGGCGGUGGGAGUGGCACUUUUGGCGUGGUCCAGGCGAUCCGUGAACUCAAGUACAAGGGGGCCAUCACCGUCAUCACCCGGGAACCCAACCUCAUCAUCGACCGCACGAAGCUGUCCAAGGCGUUGAUCGCGGACGCAGCCAAGAUCCAAUGGCGUCCGGAGGAGUGGUACAAGGAAGCUUCCAUUGACGUUUCCCAUGAUGAUGUGACCGGGGUCGACUUCGAGAAGAAGACGGUGACCACUCAGUCCGGCAAGUCGCACCCUUACACCAAGCUGGUGCUUGCGACGGGGGGUGUGCCUCGCACCCUCCCUCUGGAUGGCUUCAAGGACCUCGGCAACAUCUUCGUGCUCCGCACCAUCCCGGACGUGCAGGCCAUUCACCAGGCUCUGGGCGAGCAGAAGAACAAGAAGAUUGUGGUCAUCGGUAGCUCCUUCAUCGGCAUGGAGGUGGGCAACAGCCUCGCCAAGGAGAACGACGUCACCAUCGUCGGCAUGGAAAAGGCCCCGAUGGAACGCGUCAUGGGCGAGCAGGUCGGCCGCAUCUUCCAGGGUAACCUCGAGAAAGCGGGCGUUAAGUUCAAACUCUCUGCCAGCGUGUCCAAGGCAACGCCCUCCGGUACUGAUCCCAGCAAGGUCGGCGCCGUCCACCUGGGAGAUGGCACCGAACUUCCCGCCGACCUGGUCAUUCUCGGAGUGGGUGUGCGUCCUGCGACUGAUUUCCUCCAAAACAACCCAUCCAUCGCUCUCGAGAAGGACGGUUCGAUUAGAACCAACGAGCAUUUCGCCGUCCCCGGUCUAAACGACGACGUCUUCGCUAUCGGCGACAUCGCCACCUACCCAUACCAUGGGCCGGGCGCAGACCAAAAAAAGGGCACGCCCACCCGCAUCGAGCACUGGAACGUAGCCCAGAAUGCCGGCCGGGGCGUGGCCCGCGCGAUUGUCCACACCGGGUCACUGCAGACCCUCAAACCCAAGGCAUUCAUCCCGAUCUUCUGGUCCGCCCUCGGCGCCCAGCUUCGGUACUGCGGCAGCACCGUAAACGGAUGGGAUGAUCUGAUCCUGAAAGGUGAGCCCGAGAACGCCAAAUUUGCAGCGUAUUACUGCAAGGGCGAUACCGUGGUGGCUGUGGCGACGAUGGGCAUGGAUCCGGUCAUGGUCAAGAGCGCGGAACUGAUGCGGAGGAAGAACAUGCCGACCAAAGCGCAGAUCCAGAGCGGGGUGGAUGUACUGACCGUGGGUGUGCCGGAGUCGGUGCGCAUAUAA
Molecule: messenger RNA, 1671 nt
Organism: Aspergillus sclerotioniger CBS 115572
Lineage: Eukaryota; Fungi; Ascomycota; Eurotiomycetes; Eurotiales; Aspergillaceae
Gene: nfr1
Product: putative AIF-like mitochondrial oxidoreductase (Nfrl)
Exons: 3
Coding region: 1-1671 (556 amino acids)
Cellular component (GO): cytoplasm
Molecular function (GO): oxidoreductase activity, acting on NAD(P)H; 2 iron, 2 sulfur cluster binding; flavin adenine dinucleotide binding
Source: RefSeq, a predicted model, not a curated record